AUGUCCGCCGACCCCAAGGCACCAGCGAUCUCGACCGACGAUUCGCCCGCCCAGCUACCCUCUGAACCGCCGACGCCGGUCGCCGCCUCGACGUCCGCCGCCCAGGAGGCCAAGUCCCCGACCGCAGCUGAAGCCGCCUCCUCUGCGGCAUCGCAAGCGGCUGGAGCUGCCGCAGCUGCUGGCGCGGCUGUGCAGAACGCUGCCAACACUGCGAGGGCGCGCGCACAGCAGCACGGGUUCUAUCAGGGUAACAUAGAGGAGGAGCUGGGCCAGGUCGUCAAGUCGCUUGGCAGCUUCUGGGGUGGUUUCAAAGCGAGGUCUGCGUCCACGUUCACAACCCUCAAGGCCGAUGCUGGGAAGGGCCUUGCCCAGGUCCAGAACGACCUGAAGCAGCUCCAGGACGUCAAGGUCGAAGUCGGAGUCAAGGAAAAGGAGGACUGGGAGCGCGAGCAGGAGGAGGAGCGUAAGAAGAAGGAGGAGCAUGAAGCCAAGGAGGCCGAGGAGCGCGAGCGGGAGGCGGCAUUGAAGGACAAGGGCAAGGGACGAGCCCUUCCCGAGGACGAAGCCGGGCCUGAUGGCCUGACAUCUCCAACCAGCGCAUUCUUCUCUCGCCUGACGAACAGCACGUCGUCGCUUCAGGCGACGUUACAGGGUACGCUCAACUCGACUUUGGCAGCCGCCAAGGCGAACCCGGCACUCAGCAACCCAACACAGCUGAGAGACCAGCUGGCCGAGAAUCUGCGCCUCUCGAGUGCGCGCGAAAACCUCACUCUGUCACUGCGACAGGCCGAGGCACUGGCCGAGGAUUACCUGAAAAAGGGCAGCGAGUGGGCCCGUAACGCCGAGCAGGCGGCCGAGAAAUGGGUUGAGGAGAACGUCAAGGUCGUGCCUCCCGAGGGUAUUGGCGCGACACUGGCCAUGGCCUCAUGGGACACCGGCGAGCUGUACUCGUUCUCGACGAUGGUGCCGGAGAAGCAGGAAGUGCCGACGGGUGAGGGCGGGCGUACACCCCGCGCGUCGCUCUCGUCAGCGGCCGUGGCGGGCUCGCGCAAGGAAGCGCUCCUGCGGCGCCUGCGCGAGGACAUGGAGCUCCUCCUCCUCGACCCUGGGGCUAAAGCCGAGACCCAGCAGCGUCGCGACGAGUUCGCGGCCUGGGUCCGCGACACGUGGCCGACUGCGCAGACUACUGGCCGUGAGGCCGAGGUCGGCAAUGUCGGAGGUAUCCGCAUGGCGCUCGUGCCCGAGCACCUCACGGAUGAGCAGUUCUGGCAGCGCUACCUGUUCCACAAGGACAUGAUUGAAGCAGCUGACAAGAAGCGCAAGGCGCUGUUGGAGGCAUCCACUGCCGAUGACGGCACGGACGAUUUCAACUGGGACGACGAUGAGGAGGAGCACGCGGGUCCCAGCGCUAAGGACGACAAGCCCGUAUCACCCGCUCCCUCUGGUCCCUCUGUUCCCUCGUCCGCAGCGACGCCCAAGCCGCCCGCCGUGGCCAAAAUCACCCCCGCAACGUCGCCGCGCGACAGCGAGGAGAGCUACGAUGUAGUGCGCACGAGCACGGCCGCGCCAACCGAGGACUCUGACUCGGACUGGGAGUAG
This is a messenger RNA of Cutaneotrichosporon cavernicola, 1599 nucleotides long. RefSeq lists its product as uncharacterized. Gene Ontology annotation, cellular component: cytoplasm. NCBI's taxonomy places the organism in Eukaryota, Fungi, Basidiomycota, Tremellomycetes, Trichosporonales, Trichosporonaceae. The transcript is spliced from 3 exons. The record is from RefSeq and is a predicted model, not a curated record. The coding region runs from base 1 to 1599 and encodes 532 amino acids.